Molecule: messenger RNA, 4466 nt
Organism: Bemisia tabaci
Lineage: Eukaryota; Metazoa; Arthropoda; Insecta; Hemiptera; Aleyrodidae
Product: ubiquitin carboxyl-terminal hydrolase 8
Biological process (GO): protein deubiquitination
Molecular function (GO): cysteine-type deubiquitinase activity
Source: RefSeq, a predicted model, not a curated record
AACUGACCGUCCAUUUAAGGUCUUUAUUAUCCUGUGAAAAUUCAUCUCUACUCCUCUAAAAAGUCUUCACCAAUUUCUGUCGUAUUCACGUAGCUUCAAAACAGUUAUUUUGCUUCACUCAAUGUCACAGUUAUCUUAUCAGCAAUGAGUUAAUCGCCAGACAUCAGUGUCAGUUAUUUUUUACCGAGCUAUCUUGCAGCAGAGUAAUCAUGCAUCUAAAAGAUUUAAGGUUCCGAAGCAAAACUGAGCUUAAGGCUGCUUGCCAAGUGCCACUGGAGACUUUGAAAAAGGUUGCAAUGCGGUCAGACCGAAGCACAUACUUGACAAAAAUACUUGCAGAAGGGGAAAAAUCUCUGCGAAAAGGAGAUCAGGAAAGUGCGUACCGACAUUUCAUGACGUAUAUUGAAAUUGUCUCCUAUAUCCAACGCUCAGAGAACGACAAAAAAUAUUUAACUUCCAUGUUUGGUUCAACAGCAAUGGAAACCAUCUCAGUGCUUGAGAAACUUGACGAAGAACUCGUAGCUAGGUAUGAAGAAAGAAUAUUGAAGGAAACACAGACUAAUGAAAAGAAUGCCAAAUCGCAGCUGCAUGAGUCAAACGGAGAAAUUUUGCCAUCAAGUGAAACCACCGCACCGAAACCAGAAAAGAAAAUCAAAGAUGGUCAGAAAAGCAUCGGACCUCAAGUAUUAUCACAACUCAUGAAAGAUGCUCUUCUACUGGUAGACGUGCGACCGUCAGAAGAGUUCAAUCAUUCCCACGUAGUUCAUGAUUCUAUCAUAAACAUUCCUCCGUCAAUCUUAAAGCAGAGCAAAACUGCAAAUCAAAUAGAGAAAGUUCUCGCAGAACCAUUCAAGUCACUGUGGGCUCAAAGGAGAAAAUUCAAAUACAUAAUUCUAAUUGAUGAAUACUCUUCAGAAGAUGGUUUUUCACCUGAAUCUCCACUUGAUGUUGCCUUGCAGGCCAUUAAUAACUGGGACCCUAACACUAAGUAUGAAAAUAAAGCUGUUUUUCUAAAUGGUGGAUAUGCAGAAUGGAUGAAUUCUUACCCAUUUCGAACUACAAACCCGAAUGUCCAGUUUCCUUCUCAUGAUAUUUCACUAUUAAGUUUAGAAGAUAUUCGGUAUCCCAAUAUGUUUGAUGAGCCAAAACCUGUUGUUGUUCCAAAACCUACUCCAAUCAUUCCAGAUAGGGCUAAAAAGCCAAUUACCAAUGACUCAAUGAACCAUGUUCCAAACAUAUCAGUUUUGAAAACGCCAAGCAAUGUGCCAACAUCGGAAGAUGUGUCCAAACCACUGGAUGAUCGUGUAAUGAACCAAGGAGAUGAAAAUACAGGAAAUAGCACUAAGUUUGCUGAGCCAGAAGAGCCAAUCACUAAAACUGUUGAAGAAUCACCUACUCCUAACGUAGAUGUAAAUCUAAAAAUAAACGGUGAUCCAGAACCAUCUAAAUCCAAUAUUAACAUGAACGGAGACAUAGCUGAAUCACAAAUUAUUUUUCAUCGUUUAAAGCCAGAUGGUUACUCCGAGAUCAUGCCCAGCCAUUCAGGCAUGAAGAGGUCCCUGUCCAUGCCGAAAAUAAAUCAGUUAAGCGAAGAAGGAGCAGGGGCAGCGCCGAUUCCAACCAUUGAUAGAUCAAGCAAGCCACAAUCUCAAAGGAAUACAGAUAAUUACAAAAUUCGGGACCUAAGAGAUUCUGAUCCUGUUCAUGGCAAAGUUACCCCAGGUCUAACUGGAUUAAAAAAUCUAAGGAAUACCUGUUACAUGAACUCAAUUCUGCAGUGCCUAAGCAAUACCCAGCCUUUGAAUCAAUUCUUUCAUGCCACUAAAGAUUUCAAGAAAAAUCAUGAAAGCAAAACAGAAGGAACUAUUGCAGAAGAGUUUCGCACGGUUAUUAUCAAAUUGUGGGCUGGCGAGUAUAAAUCUUUUGCUUGCAAAAACUUGAAAAAUCGAAUCGGGCACUACCGCAACACUUUUUCAGGAUAUGAUCAACAGGAUUCGCAUGAAUUUCUUACAAUAUUAAUAGACUGGCUACAUGAGGACUUAAAAGGGCCACCACAACAAUCUUUUUUAGCUGGUGCAUCAGAGGAAAGUGGAGAGCGGGCAUGGGGUGAGUUUAAGAAAAACAACCACUCACCAAUCCAAGAACUAUUUUACGGCCAGCAAAGAUCUGUGGUUACUUGCACAAAGUGUCAUGAACGCUCCAUCACCUUUGAGCCUUUUUCAAAUUUAUCUCUUCCAUUACCAUCUGGCACAGAUGUUUGUACCUUAAAAGAUUGUCUUGAUUUAUAUGUGCAAGCGGAAACAAUUUUAGGCUGGGAAUGCCCAAAAUGUAAAACCUCUAGAAAUGCUGUAAAAAAGCUUGACAUUACAAGGUUACCUCCAAUUUUAGUCAUACAUUUCAAAAGGUUUACCAGUGAUGGAUGGUGUCGCAAACAACAAACAUACGUUGACUUUCCUGUAAACCAAACUUUGGAUAUGUCAAAUUUCCUGUUCGGCAUUGAACAUAGAAAUGUACACUUUUCUCUUUACGCUGUUUCCAAUCAUUAUGGAACAAUGGAUAGUGGACAUUAUACAGCGUAUUGCAAAACAGCAAAGACACUCAAGUGGUACAAGUUCGAUGAUCAGGAAGUCUGUGAAAUAUCCCCGGAUUCUGUCAAAACUGCAGCUGCCUACAUAGUAUUUUACUCGAAGCUGGAUUUGGACAAUACCUAGUUGAUGCUGCCACUAUAUGACUUCAUUGUCACUGUUAUAAUUCGCCAAUCCCUCUCCAGCCAAGAGUUCAAGUCUGGCAGAAGUUGUGACCAUCGCCCUGAUAAAUCAUUUAAGACUGCUUCACGAAGGAUCUAAGCUCUAUUGAAUUCAUAUUUAUUUUCAUUGAUUUAUUUCAAAGUUCUUACGUUGAAUAGUUUUCUCAGAGAAAAUGAUGUCACAACAUGGUAUCAGUUUAUUAAUCGUAUCUUAAAUCUAGUAUUGGAUGAAGAUUAAGGCAUUCCAAAAACGCCAGUGUUACAAUCCUCUUGUGACAUAGUGCAUUUAAAAAUUGUACCAUCCGAAUAAUUUACUUUUUAACCUACCUUGCUGAAUUGAUCAUUCUGCUCAACCCGCUCUAUUAGUUGAAACAUCUUAAUUGGCUAGAAAUAAUGCAUGAGAUAUUUUACAAAUUGACUCGUUUCUUUUCCUAGCAUCUGUUGAGUUGGAUGCUGUUUUGUGUGAGACAACUAUCCUUAAAAUGCAAAUUUCUAAGACAAAAAAUUCCAUAAGACAUCCGUGUUAAUGCUGCACAAUAAGGCUGUUCAAUGAUUCUAGAAUCACCUUAAUAAAAUGUACCUCUUAUGUAAAACUUAACAAAAAUGAGCUCGUAAGCUUAAAAAGCUUUGCGAGGCUUCUUGCUUCUUUUUUAUUUAUUUUUUAAAAAGGUGAUUUUAAUACUGGAAAAAUACAGGAAGGUCAUUUUUACUAUUGAUGUGGAACCUGCUGACCUAUUAUUUUUCUGUUAGAAAUAGGGGUCGAAUAUUUAGUGAUCCUGAAAAUUAAUUUCUAGCUAAAAUUCAGUUAAAUGAAACAAAAAAAAAAGGACAAAGGUGCUAGAGUCCCAAUAUUCAAAAUAAUAAUUAAGCUUUUGCUGAUGUCCAAGAAAUUCUGAAUAAACUUGCAUCAUCGGUUGUUCAUUUUUAACCACAAAAAGAAGGGGAAAAUUAUUUGAUUUUUUUUUCCUCCUGCAAGAAUAAAAGAACUUUGCACGUCCCUGUAGGGGUUCAGUCGCUCUAAGUACAUUUUGAGCUUUAUUUAUCUCCACCACACAGGAAAUGGUCCAUGUGUUCAAUCAUAAAUAUCUCGAUUUCUACUCAGUGGAUUUGCUUAAUUUUUUGGUUUUUUGCUGAUGAUGAACUUCAUGUCAAUCUAUUGAAGUUCCAACAAAAUGUGCCAAGAGCCACUGCUGAACUCCUACUGGUAUGGAGGAUUCUUGCAAUUCUUCCUAAAUAACCGUCAGCUGAAGGAGUAUCCCUACAUCUUCACUAAAAAAUGUUCUCUUAAGAAAGGAAGAAAUAAAGAAAAACGGACCUAUUCAUAUGUUCUCUCCCAGCAUAUUUGGAUGUUCUGCCAGUGAAGUCCAGAAUGGUUUAACAAAAAGUUUUGAUUGUAAAAACAGUAGAAAAAAGAACAGACUGAUUCUUUGUACCAUGAUGUCUGAAUUUACCUGACACUUGAGAUGAAAGGAAAAUUCUAAUAAUACUUUUUCUAGCUUGUGAAAUUUGUUGAUUUGAAUUCUUGAACUGUUUAUGUUCGUUCCUUUGACAUCAAUAUUCUCAUGGAAGUAAGUUUUAAAUCAUAAUUUCUUUAUGCACAGCAUUUCCACAUUGAUACCCAAAUUUUUAUCUCCAUUUCUAUAGGUUUACAAUAAAUUGUUAUCUGUACACUAGUUCAAGAAUUGCUGCAAUUAAUAUAUUUAUUUUUAUUGUUUGUUUA